Molecule: messenger RNA, 414 nt
Organism: Helianthus annuus (common sunflower)
Lineage: Eukaryota; Viridiplantae; Streptophyta; Magnoliopsida; Asterales; Asteraceae
Exons: 1
Coding region: 1-414 (137 amino acids)
Source: RefSeq, a predicted model, not a curated record
AUGGAAUUAAGUAAAAGAAACGUCAACGUCGGGUCGGCGAUUUGUUCUCUUUGUUCUGAAGGUGAAGAAUCAUGUGAUCAUUUGCUGAAUGAGUGUGCAUUUGCUGCUCAUAUUUGGUCAGCAGUCUCUUCUUGGUGCAAGGUCUCCCCCAUAUACGCGUUUUCGGUCCCUGAGCUUCUUAAUGUUUACAAGAAUGUCAAUCUGCCAAAAAUCGAAAGCAACAUCUUUUAUGGUAUAAUUCUCACGACUUGCUGGAUUAUAUGGAAGACGAGGAACGAGUGUGUUUUUUCUUCCGGAAUAUUGAACGUUACCAAAGCGGUGGAAGAAAUAAAAUCGUGUAGCUUCCUUUGGAUUAAGAAUAGAUCACCGUGUAAGGAUUUAGUUUGGGCGGAGUGGACUAAAUGCCCGUUGUAA